This is a messenger RNA of Diaporthe amygdali, 4905 nucleotides long. RefSeq lists its product as uncharacterized. NCBI's taxonomy places the organism in Eukaryota, Fungi, Ascomycota, Sordariomycetes, Diaporthales, Diaporthaceae. The transcript has 4 exons. The record is from RefSeq and is a predicted model, not a curated record. Bases 1 to 4905 code for a protein of 1634 amino acids.
AUGUUAUUUUGCCAGAGGCAGCUCAACAGGAGGGGUGACCAUAGAGUGGAUAUCAGCGGCGCUUAUGUCCUUUUGACAGGAGUUGCACAUGACGGCUAUCCCGUCGCCAUCUUCGUUGACCGAUUCUGUACUAGGUCUUACAUUCAGCUGGGUCUUACAUACAGAAAGUCGGGCCAUGAGACCAAUAUUGCCCGGAGGUUCUAUUUCUCGGGCGUGUCCAAUCAGACCAUUUUUCCUUGCCACACUACCGAUAUCGCAUUGCUUUGGGAGGAAGCUUUGGACAACUACAAUGGAGUUGCAAAAAUUGACAUCAGAGCCUUAUUGUCUAACAAGAAGAGCGUGUCGUCUAUCGUGAUGGAACAGCAACACCAGCUGGAAUCAUUUGGGGCCUAUCGUCACGACAAGGGAAAACUUGACAAGCUGCGCAGCUUCAUAUCCUCAAAUGCGGACAUCAUCCAGGGUGCUGCAACCCAGGUCGCCAGCGCUGCCAGCGCUGCCUUUCCUCCGAGCUCGGCCAUUCUGACCGCCUUCACCUGCGUCAUGACAGCUUCGAAACAUGUAACCGAGGACUACGACAUGAUCGAGAGCUUCUUCGACAUCAUGAACACGUUCCUUCUACGCCUAUCUCUACUUGAGAACAAGAUACCGGCACAAGUCGCGUUCCAGAAACACCUCGUAUCCGUUUUCUCCUCGUUGCUCAGUCUCAGCGGCCUCGCCCGAUCGUACUGCAUUGAGCGCAGAUUCCUCAGGUGGGCGAAGGCACUCGUUGAGGGCAAGGAUCCAAAACUCCAAGAUGCCUAUGCCAAACUACACGAGAACCUCGGGAGACUGGAGUCGGCAGUCAUGAUACAGACGCUUAGAACCACUAUAGAGGUCAAGGAAGAAGCCAUAUCAGCCAAUCAGGGCAUCAAAGGACUCCAGACCCAGUCCAAGGAGCUUCAGCUCUCACUCAACAUCAACACUGCCUUCACCGAAAAGACGCUUUCUGUCUCUGUGGAAACCAACUCGGAGGUAAAGCACAUAGUCAAGACCCUGGAAUCGAUGAAGAAGACGCAGUCCAAAGGCAGAGAAGUAAAGGACAGAACUCUGAGAUCCGGGGCUAGUAAACCUGCCAACUUUGAGCGCCUGAAGAAGGAGCUUGGUUGUCCCGCCGAGUCUCGCAUGCUGGAGAGGCAGCACGACCUGGAGAUAUUGUCAGUCAAUGGCAUUUUUGACUGGAUUGAGAAUGAUGAGAGUUUCAAAGACUUCGUCGAUGAAGAUUCGUCCUUCUUACAAGUCGUGGGAGCGUCUGGGAUGGGCAAAUCGACACUGUCAUUCAAAAUCUGCCGGCUCCUGAAAGAUAGAUACCUUCAUGACCCAACAACUUGCGUUGCUUCUUUUUACUUCGACGAGGAAUAUGCUGAGAUGAAGUCAGUCGCCAACAUGAUCCGAUGGUGUGCCAUCGAGGCGGCAAAGAAAGAUACAAACUAUUGCGAGAAGGUUUUGAUGGAGCUUCGGCAGAACACUUACUCUUUGGAGGAUGAUGCGAUCUGGGAGAAACUGAUCACGACCAAGUACGGCAAAGACUCUGACCGGAGACUGAUUCUGAUAUUGGAUGGAAUCGAUGAGAUUGACGAAGAGGAAUCCGUGAAGCUUCUGAAAUGUUUUCACGAGGUCAAAAGCCACGACUUGAACGUCCAAAUCGCCUAUACAACUGACACAAGCAAAGAGUCUGAAUUGGCUUCACUCGAGUCUAAACGUAUUGACCUUGUCAAGAGCAAGGUCGGGCGAGAUAUGCAGAGAUUGGUUUGGCAUCGGACUAGGACCCAGCCGAGACUCCAAAAGUUGCGAGUCGGCCUCCGAAAGUUGAUCAUUCGCAAAGUGACAAAGCAGGCUGACUCAUUCCUGUACAUCGAGCAUACAAUGAGGAGACUGAACUCGCUGGGCCGUGAAGGCCUAAUCCUGAAGGAGCUCGAGCAUCUCCCCAGCGAUAUUGAGUCUCUAUAUGAGACCAUUCUUGCUGAGUGCGCCAAAAAUAGGAAUCCAGAUGAGCGCGAGCUCCUGAAAGGUCUUUUUGCGUGGCUUGCGUACGCCAAGUCCAAGCUGAGAGUUGGAGAGGCCAAUAUCUUGAUUGGAUUAAUGAAGACAGAGAUGUCCAUGAGCAUCGAGGAAGAGCUUGACGGUCGGUUGUCAAGGCUCCUCCGCGUGUCGGGCAACGACGACAAGCAAGUCGGGGAUGACGACUCGAGUGAGAACGAGCUAGACCAAGUGAUCGAAGAGGACAGUGAAAGUGCUAUCCAGAGCGCCAGUGACGCCGACAAUCUCCUUGGAUUCCAAGAACGAUCGCUAAGAGCAUAUUUCAGGCGGCCAAGCGAUGAUCCAGAAGGCUUGAGAUCUACCGCCACACAAGCCCAUGUUACUAUAUUCAGCAUGGUUUCUGCCAUAUUGUCGAAACUGAACAAGGGCGAACCUAGCGCGGCGCAGAGCAGCUUGACAGAUUAUGCUGCCAAAUGGGUCUUCACACAUCUUCUGGAGAUCGGGGUUGAUCAAGUCAAUGACCGACAGGCAGCGGUCGUGCUGGAGAGUUUGUUCAAUAUCCUCAGCAAUAAUAACGAUGCCCUGAAACCAAUAGAGGCGCUCGCCGAGGGCAAUACAACCAUAUUCGAGCUUCAAACCGACCUAGAAGCCGUCCUCGAAGCCUUAACUAGCUGGUCGAAGCGAGCCAUCAGGAUGUCAUCCAACAGCCUCUCAUACGAAGCCAUCAACUUCUACCGCCCGCUUCUGCAGGAACCGUAUCGCGUCUUCAUUCCCAUCGCUCGUGCCCACAUCAACAACUGGUUUGCUGCACGCUGGCAAUCCGACUCAUAUGCCGCAUUUGGCUGCGCACACUCCUCGCUUCAAAAGGGCCAGAAGCUGCCAGAGUUGCGUCAGAACCAGGUCCUGCUUGAAUACUUUCAGGGAUAUGAGAAGAGCGGCGUCAUCAGCCAACAAUCUUUCGAAAUCAUUAGCAAUGUGUUCUGGGAUGUGGCGAAGACCUCUGCUGCGUACGAGGGCAUCGGAAUGGCUAUGAAGUACGUAGAUCUGUACGAGGCUGCCAUCAACCAGCUCGACCUUGGGCUCGGCGACGGGUCGAUUGAUGAUGUGGUGCGGUUCGGUCUCCUUUCGAGCAAAGGAUCCGCUUUCCUUGCCCUGAGCAGCAGUGCUGAGCCAGGGGAAAAGAGGGACCAGCUACUGAGCAAGACCUUGGAGACGUACGAUCUGUCUUUGACGGCUUAUGAAAAAUUUGCCGGAUCGGACAAGGAGAGCACAACUGUCAAGUCGGCAGCCGCGUACAAUUAUGCAACCCGCGCGCAGGCAUUGGCACUUACAGGGCAGAUUGACCUGGCCCUUUGCGACGUUAAGAGCAGCCUGGAUCUCAACCCGCCAAGUUUAACAGUGGAUAUAAUGUUAGAGUUGGUCUCUGCCUGCGUCGCCGCACAUAAGCCAGAACGAGUCAUGAGUAUUCUCCAGGCUGUUCCGCCAGCAUCUCUAGCCGAUUAUCUUCUACUCGGCGAGACCGCAGCCGCGCAGGAAGCGGCGAAACGAUCAGGCGAGGGGCAGGCCUUGCUCGGACUCUACGAAUCGACGGUGAAGUACUUGAAAACCCUUCAGGGGCCGAUAUUGGGCGACUAUAUAGCUGAGCUAAACCUCCAGGCGGCUAUAUUCUCUCGUGAUGCCCUGGGUGAAGAUGGCACGGCCAAAAACUACCUGAAGCAGCUCAUCAAUGACCCGAAAUCCGACGUGUACACGAUACUGAGGUCGUGUGGUCUCCUGUGCGAGCUGCAAAGUGAAGAAUUCCGGCGGUCCAACAACCCCAUUGUCAAGAAGACAGCCCUCGAAGAGACGAAGAACCUACUCACCAAACUGUCCGAGGUGCUCGGGAGCGGCUUCAAGUCGGCUGAGUCCCACGUCUCCUUGGUUCUAGCUGGGAUGCUCCGCAAGCUUGGCUCGGCGCUCGAGUGGCAAGAUCUAAUGCAGGCCAUAUUUCAGAGCUGCGUCAAGGAUCUGAGCGACGACGUCGGCUGGAACGACUCGUGGAGCUUUCGGCGCCUGGCACGUGUUCUCAUGUGGAUCGAAGGGAUGGAGACGCAGGCCCAGAUCGCCAUGACGGCACAAUUAUAUGUCAUCGACGACGAGGUGCGCAAAAGCGAUCUCGCGAAGGAGGCUUUAGUAGAGCAAGCGCCAUCGAAGGUCGAAGAGCAGUCGAAUGGGCAGCAUCCGGACAGUCUACGGGAGCCAUCCGAGGCUGCGACACAGGCGGACGACGGAAGCGACGCCGUCACGAUUGAUUCGGUCUUGGAAACCCAUCUCGCCCCCACCGCAGGGACACCAGAUGUGUUCAAGACGAGCGCUGUCGAGCACGAGCCUAACCAAGCCGCGAGGUCUGGCAGAGACGACAACGCAAUUAAUAAUCCGCAGACGACAACGACAACAACGCCUGCUGCCGAGCCGAAACCGGGCACAAAUGCCGCACCGCCUAUUACCUUAGGCGGAGGUGCUAGUAACGAUGACAGCAGCAACCCCAUGAACGAGGGCCUCGGGGGAAGUGAGGGCUUCUCCUGCAACUAUUGUAGUAAGAACGUGGUUGACUGGGCGCACGGCGGCGCCUACAUGUGCCUCUACUGCGUUGACUGCGAUAUCUGCGAGGAGUGCUUCGACAAGCGGGCCGCGCGCCACAGGGGGGAGUUGGAGGCUGACUGGCGCGUUGUCUGUCCACAGAGCCAUAAGUACAUCCGGGCACCGGUGGAGGGGUGGAGGGGCGUUAAAGAUGGCAGGCUGCGGAUUGGUGGCGACGAGAUUCCUUCCAAGGAAUGGCUGCGGGGCGUGGAGGACCAGUGGAAGGCAUACUGGGACCGAUACUGGAUGGACGAAGAUGCCCAGUCGUAG